This is a messenger RNA of Cucurbita pepo subsp. pepo (vegetable marrow), 2890 nucleotides long. Lineage: Eukaryota; Viridiplantae; Streptophyta; Magnoliopsida; Cucurbitales; Cucurbitaceae. The record is from RefSeq and is a predicted model, not a curated record.
AUUUUGAUUUUGUUUUCGGAUUCUGCAGUUCCGAAAUGUUAUCGGUAGAGUCUUUAAGUCCGGUAAUUCGAACCAAGUUUCAUCUCGAUUCGAAUUGUAAUCUACGUUGUUGGAAUGGAUUGGGGGUUUUCCGUUGUAAAUCCAGGGUAUAUCACCAGGAUUCAAAUCGUUUUCUUCUGAAUUUGGUGCCCUUUCCCUCUGUAAAGUUGUAUAGAUUAGCGCCUUCGAAAAACUCGGAUAGAUUCAAUCUUUGGGGAGGUUUCGCGGGGAAUUUCGGGUCGAGGAGUAUCAGGGUAUGUGCAAAUAGUAGAGAUAGUGAUUCCACAGGUGGUUCAGGGGAGAAGAGUGAAGCUAAACCUAGCGAAACUCAGGGGGUUAAUAAGAACACAACGAAUUCUGGUUCUUCGUCCAAUCCAAGGAGGGAGAAGCACGGAAAAGGAGGGGGUUGGUGGUGGUCUAAAGGCGGAAAAUGGCGGUGGCAACCUAUAGUUCAGGCCCAAGAGAUUGGAAUUUUGCUUCUGCAGCUCGGAAUUGUAAUUUUUGUUAUGCGAUUGCUUCGUCCUGGGAUUCCAUUACCGGGGUCCGAGCCGAGGACUCCCACGACAUUCGUAACCGUACCUUACAGUGACUUCUUAAGCAAAAUCAACAGUAAUAACGUGCAGAAGGUAGAGGUUGAUGGAGUGCAUAUCAUGUUUAAGUUGAAAUCUGAACCAGGUGCUCAGGAAAGUGAAAUAAUCGGUGGAAGCAAGCUGCAGGAAUCGGAUUCAUUGAUAAGAGGUGUUAGUCCGACUAAAAGAGUAGUUUAUACGACUACCAGGCCCAGUGAUAUUAAAACUCCGUAUGAUAAGAUGCUUGAAAACGCAGUGGAAUUUGGGUCACCAGACAAGCGGUCGAAUGGAUUCUGGAACUCUGUAAUGAUAGCUCUGUUCUAUGUUGCUGUGCUUGCUGGCCUUCUCCACCGGUUUCCUGUAACCUUUUCACAGCAUACAGCUGGUCAAAUUAGGAACCGCAAGUCUGGGGGUCCUGGUGGGGCAAAAGUCUCUGAACAAGGUGAAUCAAUUACUUUUGCUGAUGUGGCUGGUGUUGAUGAGGCUAAGGAGGAGCUAGAAGAAAUUGUGGAAUUUUUAAGGAAUCCAGAUAGAUAUAUUCGACUUGGUGCUCGGCCUCCUCGUGGUGUUCUUCUGGUGGGUCUACCAGGGACAGGUAAGACUCUUUUAGCCAAGGCUGUCGCUGGGGAAGCUGAAGUACCCUUCAUAAGUUGUUCUGCUAGUGAAUUUGUGGAACUGUAUGUUGGCAUGGGUGCCUCUCGCGUGAGAGAUCUCUUUGCAAGGGCAAAGAAAGAGGCACCAUCAAUCAUCUUUAUUGACGAGAUUGAUGCUGUAGCAAAAAGUCGUGAUGGUAAAUUCCGUAUUGUCAGCAAUGAUGAAAGGGAGCAAACCUUGAAUCAGUUGCUUACUGAGAUGGAUGGGUUUGACAGCAACUCGGCUGUCAUUGUUCUAGGUGCUACCAAUCGAUCAGAUGUUCUAGAUCCUGCUCUUCGCCGACCUGGAAGAUUUGAUCGCGUGGUUCAGGUGGAAACACCCGACAGGACUGGAAGGGAUGCAAUUUUGAGAGUACAUGUUACCAAGAAAGAGCUCCCCCUUGCGGAUGAUGUCAACCUCAGUGAUAUUGCUUCUAUGACCACAGGCUUUACAGGGGCAGAUCUUGCAAACCUGGUUAAUGAAGCUGCUCUUUUGGCUGGAAGACAGAACAAAAUUGUGGUGGAAAAAGAUGAUUUUAUUCAAGCAGUGGAGAGAUCUAUAGCUGUAAAUAUUUCUUCCUCUCACACACACGUUUUNGCACGACAUGAGGUUGGUCAUGCAGUUGUAGGCACAGCUGUUGCAAAUCUUCUACCUGGACAGCCGCGUGUAGAGAAAUUGAGUAUACUACCAAGGUCAGGAGGGGCACUUGGGUUUACCUAUAUUCCUCCAACAAAUGAAGAUAGAUAUUUGCUCUUCAUUGAUGAGUUGCGUGGCCGUUUGGUUACGCUUCUGGGAGGACGUGCAGCAGAAGAAAUAGCCUUUUCAGGUCGUAUUUCAACUGGAGCACUUGAUGAUAUCAGACGAGCAACCGACAUGGCAUACAAAGCAGUGGCUGAAUAUGGUCUGAACCAAACAAUAGGCCCUGUGUCCAUAGCAACGCUUGCUGGUGGCGGAAUCGAUGAGUCUGGGGGAGCUGUCUCUUGGGGAAGGGACCAGGGACAUCUUGUUGAUCUUGUUCAAAGGGAGGUUAAAGCAUUGCUACAAUCUGCUCUCGAGAUUGCGCUUUUAGUCGUGCAUGCAAACUCAGCUGUCUUGGAAGGGCUUGGUGCCCAUUUAGAAGGCAAAGAAAAAGUAGAAGGUGAAGAGCUGCAACAGUGGUUGAGAAUGGUUGUUGCACCAAAAGAACUGACAAUCUUCGUAAGAGGCAAACAGGAAUCUCUUCUCCCCGUACAGUCCGUGAACUCGGCCCCAGCUUCGUAGCCAUCGUGUACAAUUCUUGUAUACUAGAGUGAACUAAAUUUCGGCCCAUUUUUUUAUAAGAUGCCUGCUGGUUGGAUGUGUCAUCCACAACAUGCAAGAAAAAAUACCAGCAAAACAACCACCAGCAGCUGCCUAAGCACCUCGUGUUGGAGCCAUGUUCAGGUAUGUUGCCAUAUCAAACUUUAAUGUUCUCAAUCAGCUAUGCAUUGGUCGCAAUUUUAGCAGUAUCCAACUUCAUAUCUGUAAUUUAUUACCCAGCUUUAUAAACUGCUGUACUGUAAAUAUAUAGCGUUGCCAUAAGUUACAAAUGAAUGACGUCUGGGUCAUUGUACUCUCUCAAAUGUUAUCAGUCAUUCUUCAUUCAACAAGAAUUUGUGCAUUUUCCAUAG